This is a messenger RNA of Ascoidea rubescens DSM 1968, 928 nucleotides long. RefSeq names its product Rtr1/RPAP2 family protein phosphatase. Gene Ontology annotation, molecular function: RNA polymerase core enzyme binding; RNA polymerase II CTD heptapeptide repeat phosphatase activity. The record is from RefSeq and is a predicted model, not a curated record. Gene Ontology annotation, cellular component: nucleus; cytoplasm. NCBI's taxonomy places the organism in Eukaryota, Fungi, Ascomycota, Saccharomycetes, Ascoideales, Ascoideaceae. The coding region runs from base 1 to 864 and encodes 287 amino acids. The transcript has a single exon.
AUGAACAAUCAACUCAAGCAAUCGUUAUUCGAUGUUCCUACAAAUACCAGACUAACUAUUGGUUCAAUUGCUCCUGUUUUAGAUAGGUUUGUUAAACCUGGGUAUUUGACGCCCAAUGAAUCUAAUUAUUUGCAGUUAAUUUUAGUUGAAAGAUUAGCAGAAAAUUCUACUGAUAAAGAAUUAUUGAAACUAUUAUCACGAUUUUUGACUCCACUGAUUUACGAUGAUAUUGUCGAGGAAAGAAAUUUAAGUAAACUAUGUGGUUAUCCUGUUUGUCAUAAGAGGUCGAUUAAAAACAAGACUCUUAAUAUAAAUAAAAUCCGAACUCCCUACAGUUAUUUGAACAAUUAUUGUACAAAAGAGCAUUAUCAGUGUUCCGAGUUUUAUAAAAAUCAGUUGCUAGACGAAGCGGUUUUUAAUAGAAGCAAUAUAACUUUUGUUAAGGUUGGAGAAUUGUUUUAUGAGAAAAACAUUUCGCUUUUGGAAGAUCUUUGGGAGUUUAAACAAGAUAAUGAAGAGUUGUCUUUGGUCGAGAUAUUAAGAAAAUUGAAUCUCAAUCAAGACAAACAUAUUACUAGUACUAGUAGUAGUGAUAAUAAUGGAAAUGGAAAUGGGAAUGAUAAUCGAAAUAGUAUAACCACUAUUAAUAGUAAUAAAGAAAAGCCGAAUUUUGGAAAAGUAUCAUUUGAAACCGAUUUGCUUAGUGAUGUAAUUGAAAGAUAUUCAAGUGUUAAUAGAGAAGAGAAUUUUAAUGAUAUUAAAUGUGAUGAUGAAAGUAAUGAUGAAAGUAAUGAUGAAAAUGGAAGUAUUAAUAUUGAUAAAAAGAAACAUAAAUCAAUUGAAGGAUAUCAAGCAAUUUUUUAAUUUUUAAUUUUUAAUUUUUUUUUCUUUGAAUUAUAUAAGACUAUUUACAUUAAAUAAUAAUUAG